AUGGGUUACGGUAUCUCACAAAAUGAAAGACCCCAUGCUAUUUGUUUUCCAUUUCCAUCUCAAGGCCAUAUCACUCCCAUGUUGAAUUUGGCAAAGCUUCUUCACCAUAGAGGUUUCCACAUAACAUUUGUCAACACCGAGUACAAUCACCGUCGUCUUCUCCAGUCGAGAGGCCCCGACUCUCUCGAUGGGUUGCCAGAUUUUCAGUUCAAAACUAUUCCGGACGGCCUUCCAUACUCGGAGGCCAAUUCCACCCAAGAUAUCCCUGCACUUUGUGAAUCCAUCAACAAAACUUGCUUAGCCCCAUUUUGUGACCUUAUUUCUCAAAUAAACUUGAACGCCUCUACUUCGUCUAAUGCCACUCCACAAGUUAGUUGUGUUGUUAGCGAUGCUGUUGGGUUCUUCUCAGUUUCAGCUGCCAAGCAGUUUAAGAUUCCUUAUGCAUUGUUCUUUACAGCCAGUGCUUGCAGCUACUUGGGUUAUUUACAAUAUCCUAAGCUCAUGAAGCAAGGAUUGGUUCCACUCAAAGAUGCAAGCUAUUUAACCAAUGGAUAUCUAGAAAAAACAAUAGAAUGGACUAAAGGAAAGGAGAAUAUACGAUUGAAGGAUCUUCCUACUUUGUUUAGAACAACAGAUCCAAAUGAUUUCAUGCUAAAUCUUGUUAUUCAAUUCAUAAACAUACGUAACCAAGCAACUGCACUGAUAUUAAACACAUAUGAUGACCUUGAAAAGGAUGUAUUAGUGGCUAGCACUCUCCCUUCCUCCAAUCCUCGUCAUUAUACAGUUGGUCCACUUCACAUGAUGGUCAAACAAAUUGAGGAUGAAAAAACAAGAGCAAUAGGUUCAAAUCUUUGGGUGGAGGAAUCUGAAUGCAUUGAAUGGUUGAAUUCAAAGGAACCCAAUUCUGUGGUUUAUGUUAACUUUGGUAGCAUCACAGUGAUAACAAAACAGCAACUGAUUGAGUUUGCUUGGGGAUUGGCAAAUAGCAAGAAGCCAUUUCUAUGGAUUACAAGGCCUGAUUUAAUUGUGGGAGAUUCAGCCAUUUUGCCUCAUGAAUUUGUAACACAAACCAAAGAUAGAAGCUUGAUAGCAAGUUGGUGUUGUCAAGAACAAGUGUUGGAACACCCUUCAAUAGGAGGGUUUCUGACACAUAGUGGAUGGAAUUCAACUAUUGAGAGUAUAAGUGCUGGUGUUCCAAUGUUAUGUUGGCUGUUCUUUUCUGAUCAACAUACAAACUGUUGUUAUUGUUGCACUGAGUGGGGGAUUGGCAUGGAAAUAAUUGAUAACAAUGUGAAAAGAAAUGAAGUGGAGGAGUUAGUAAGAGAGUUAAUGGAUGGAGAAAAGGGUAAGAAAAUGAAGGAAAAUGUGAUGAAUUUGAAAAGUAAAGCUGAAGAAGCAUAUAAACUUGGUGGUUGUGCUUGGAAACAACUGGAUAAAUUGAUAGAAGAAGUUCUUCAGUCAAAAGAUAAGUGAAGUGAUUUGGUUGUACUGUUCUAAGUAAAGUGUUUUGUUGUUUACCACACAUACUAUUUCCCAGGCAAUUUCGUGAUGUAUUACUUAA
Cucumis melo (muskmelon) is the source of this 1561-nucleotide messenger RNA. Its product is annotated as 7-deoxyloganetin glucosyltransferase-like. The transcript has 2 exons. The coding region runs from base 1 to 1473 and encodes 490 amino acids. The record is from RefSeq and is a predicted model, not a curated record. Gene Ontology annotation, molecular function: UDP-glycosyltransferase activity. Lineage: Eukaryota; Viridiplantae; Streptophyta; Magnoliopsida; Cucurbitales; Cucurbitaceae.